Molecule: messenger RNA, 222 nt
Organism: Loa loa (African eye worm)
Lineage: Eukaryota; Metazoa; Nematoda; Chromadorea; Rhabditida; Onchocercidae
Exons: 1
Coding region: 1-222 (73 amino acids)
Source: RefSeq, a predicted model, not a curated record
AUGGUAGUGAAGGUACCACCCUGUGCAUCCGCGCCCUGUGAGUUUACGUUUAAUCUGUUUCUAUUUGUCAUGUCCGCUCCAUCGCAGUGCACAUCCAUACCAAAUUGGAAACUACUCUCGCUGCUGUUACUGAUCUUAUUUCGAAAUGAUACAACAGCAGAGCGGCGGAUGGAAAGGGAGCAAGGAAGAGGGGGAAAAUUAGAACCGGAAGAGCGGAACUGA